UUUCCAACUCUUUCAAAACAAGCAUCCCGCUCGGCAAGCAGCGCAAGUUGCGGACGAUUAAAACGUGUGUAAAAUUCAAUGUACAAUAUCAGUGAAAUUGAAACUUAAUUUGUUUUACACUUAGUUUUCCAACUGUUCUAACUGAGCAAAAUAAAAAUGCCGAUUUUGUGCACGACAGGAUGUAGCAGAAAAGCAUUUCUGAAGCGUCCAAAAACAGGCGACACGCUUUGCAGAGAAUGUUUUUUUCUUGCAUUCGAAACGGAAAUCCACAAUACAAUCGAGCAGAACAAACUCUUUCGUCGCGGUGAUGUAGUAGCCAUUGCCGCCAGUGGUGGCAAGGACAGUACAGUACUGGCUCAUGUCCUUAAAGUAUUGAACGAGCGUUAUGACUAUGGGUUGAAAUUAGUACUAUUAUCGAUCGACGAAGGAAUAACCGGAUACCGAGACGACAGUCUAGAGACGGUUAAAAGAAAUCGUGAUGACUAUGGGAUGGAAUUGAAAAUACUAUCCUACGAUGAAUUAUAUGGAUGGACUAUGGAUAAAAUAGUAUCCAAAAUAGGUCGAUCUAAUAAUUGCACUUUUUGCGGUGUAUUUAGACGUCAAGCCUUGGAUAGAGGUGCUCGCUUGAUGGAAGUAGAUUGUGUUGCAACAGGACAUAACGCAGAUGAUAUAGCUGAAACUGUUUUGAUGAAUAUACUUCGAGGCGAUACGGCUCGUUUGCGUAGGUGUUGCGAUAUAAAGACCGGUGGUAAAGAUGCUGAUUCUAUACCGCGUGUGAAACCCUUAAAAUAUGCCUACGAGAAGGAGAUAGUGAUGUACGCUCAUUUCAAAAAAUUGGUUUACUUCUCAACCGAAUGUGUUUUUGCGCCAAAUGCAUAUCGUGGACAUGCGCGAGCAUUUCUCAAGGAUUUGGAAAGAAUUCGUCCUUCUGUAAUAAUGGAUAUCAUUCAUUCGGGUGAACAAUUAUCCUUCAAAGACACAGUCAAGAAACCAUUGAGAGGUAAAUGCAAUAGAUGCGGAUUCGUAUCUUCUCAACAACCUUGCAAGGCUUGUGUACUUCUUGAAGGACUAAAUCGUGGAUUACCCAAGCUGGGUGUUGGGAAGAAAUCAAAAGCCAAUAGAAUGAUUGCCGCUCAAAACAGUUUACGACAGAGUGCAAAUUUGGUGAAAACCGAUUUUUGACGUGCUUUCGAGCUUCACAAAAUUAUGUAUUACGGUUGAAUUACGUUAACCAUAAAAUGAUUUUUAUGUAGUCAUAUUUAAUUACACAACAAAAAGACCCACAAUUUUGAAAUGUAUUUUUUUUUAUCGCCGGAUUCCUUUUGAAUAAAACAAAUAUGCCGAAAA
Messenger RNA from Aedes aegypti (yellow fever mosquito), 1347 nucleotides. It is a transcript of the gene Ctu1, whose product is annotated as cytoplasmic tRNA 2-thiolation protein 1. NCBI's taxonomy places the organism in Eukaryota, Metazoa, Arthropoda, Insecta, Diptera, Culicidae. Bases 157 to 1182 code for a protein of 341 amino acids. Gene Ontology annotation, cellular component: cytosolic tRNA wobble base thiouridylase complex; mitochondrion. Gene Ontology annotation, biological process: tRNA wobble position uridine thiolation. The record is from RefSeq and is a predicted model, not a curated record. The transcript is spliced from 2 exons. Gene Ontology annotation, molecular function: tRNA binding.